AUGAGCUGCUCGGAAGAAUCAAGCGGUGGGAUUGCGCCAGCAGAGGAAUUUUGCCAGAGCGGCCGCGUGCGUUGUGACCGUCAAACAUCCCACGCUGGUACACCGGGGAAAGCAGAAGCAGCCUGCACAGUCUGUGUAAAUCACCUCAGCUACACCGUCAGCGAGAGAGUUGGGCCUUGGUGGGAUGUUCAGUCGCAGCGUAAAAAGUUGACAAGGCAUAUCCUGAAAGAUGUCUCGUUUUAUGUGGAAAGUGGACAACUUAUGGGAAUUUUAGGAAAUUCUGGAUCUGGAAAAACCACUUUGCUGGAUGCAAUUGCAGGAAGAUUAAGUAGGCAAAGAAACCUACUUGGUGAUAUAUAUGUGAAUGGGUGCAGACUUAGGAAGGAAGAAUUUCAUGACUGCUUUUCAUACGUCUUACAGAGUGACAAUUUACUCAGCUACCUCACAGUGGAAGAAACACUGACUUACACUGCCUUACUAGCACUACGUGGACAUUCUAAUGCCAUCAAAAAAAAGGUGAAAUCUGUCAUGUUGGAGCUCAGCUUGAGUCAUGUGGCCAAUCACAUGAUUGGAGGCCACGUCUUUCGGGGGAUUUCUGGGGGUGAAAGACGUCGGGUCUCUAUAGCAGCACAACUUCUUCAAGAUCCCAAAGUAAUUUUACUCGAUGAACCGACCACAGGCCUGGACAGCAUGACAUCCAACCAGAUUAUUGUCCUACUUUCUGAACUAGCUCACAAAAAUAGAAUAGUCAUCUUAACAAUUCAUCAACCUAGAUCAGAACUUUUCAAGUUGUUUGACAGAAUUGGCAUAAUGACCUGUGGAGAGUUGGUGUUUUGUGGUGGAGCUGAAGAAAUGGUAGAAUUUUUCAGCAGCUCUGGCUAUCAGUGUCUGGAAUACUGCAACCCAUUUGAUUUAUAUGUGGAUCUGACUUCUGUUGACACUAGAAGCAAGGAAAGAGAAAUUGAGACUUAUAGUAGAGUCCAAGAAAUUUCAUUCUCAUAUCAAAAUUCAAAAAUAUUUAACGAUACACUGGAGAAUAUUAAAGCAGCAAAGCAAACAAAAGAAUUGUCAACUAUUCCUUUCAAGAGCAGAGCAUCUCCAAACACAGCCAUUAAACUCUGGACACUGAUCAGACGAAUUGCAAGGAAUUUAUCUAGAAACAAGACUGGGAUUAUUAUGCGUCUCUCCCAAAAUCUGCUCUAUGGCCUGUUUGUAGUGUUUUUUUUGAUGAAGCUGAAUAAUGAUCCAGCAAAAGGUGUAGUGCAAGACCGAAUUGGGAUAAUCUACCAAAGCAUAGGUGCCUCACCCUAUACUGGGAUGCUGAAUGCUGUCGCUUUAUAUCCUUCAUUACGAGCUAUUGGUGAUCAGGAAAGCUCAGAUGGCCUGUAUCAGAAAUGGCUGAUGUUGGUGGCUUAUAUCAUCCACAUAAUUCCCUUCAGCAUCCUCAGUGUGGCUAUUUACAGCUUCUUUGUCUACUGGACUUUAGGAUUAUUUCCGUUGUGGGAACGUUUUGGCUGUUUCUUUGCUGUACUUAUAGUGCCACAUCUAGUUGGUGAGCUUCUGACGCUGACCUUACUUGGUUUUGUUCAGAAUCCAAAUAUAGUAAACAGUGCUGUGGCUUUAAUUAAUGUAGCAGGAAUUCUACUCGGAUCAGGUUUCUUAAGGAGUGCAGAAGAUAUGCCCGAGCCAUUUCGAUGGCUGAGUUACCUCACAUUUCAGAAAUAUGGAGUUGAGGUCCUGAUGGUUAAUGAAUUUUAUGGUUUAAAUUUCACAUGCGAACAGUCAUCUCCUAACACCACAAAUGUUCCCUGCUGGUUUACACAAGGGAUUCAGUAUCUUGAUUCGACAUACCCUGGGGCAUCUUCCAGAUUUGUGUUUGAUUUUCUAGUGCUGUACGCUUUCUUGCCUGCUUUAGUUAUCCUUGGAAUUAUUAGUUUCAAGAUUAGAGAUUUAAUCAUCCAGAGGUAG
Carcharodon carcharias (great white shark) is the source of this 1968-nucleotide messenger RNA. It is a transcript of the gene abcg5, whose product is annotated as ATP-binding cassette, sub-family G (WHITE), member 5. Gene Ontology annotation, cellular component: plasma membrane. The transcript has 13 exons. The record is from RefSeq and is a predicted model, not a curated record. Lineage: Eukaryota; Metazoa; Chordata; Chondrichthyes; Lamniformes; Lamnidae. The coding region runs from base 1 to 1968 and encodes 655 amino acids. Gene Ontology annotation, molecular function: ATP binding; ABC-type transporter activity; ATP hydrolysis activity. Gene Ontology annotation, biological process: cholesterol homeostasis.